AUGGCGAUUCUCCAACAACAGAAUGAAGAAAUUGCGCAGAAGAGAAUAUUGGCUAAACAGAAGGCAAAAGCUAGACAAAGUAGACCCAAAACUCAAAAAAAGGAUUAUGUUGAGUCUUUUGGUUCUUCUGGUGGGCUGCUACUAAUAAGGGAUGAUGAGUUUUUUAAAAUUAGAAAUUCUUAUAAAGGUGAGAGAUGGUUGUGUGUUGAAGGGGUUAUAAUGAAGAAUAACUACAAUUGUGCUUUUAUUUUGGUUUAUGGUGCACUUGAUAGAAAUGAGAAGCUUGUUAUGUGGGAGGAGCUGUGCUACAUAGCCGGUUUAUGUCAGGUUUCCUGCUGUUUCAUGGGGGACUUUAAUGAAUUUGUACAAGUGGCAGAAAGACGCGGCACUGAUAGAUUAACCCCGUCGGCGGAAGAGUUCAAGAGCUGGGUACAUGACAUGGGUUUGGUAGACUUGCCAAUUACAGAUCGUAAGUUUACAUGGUUCAGAGGACGAUCUUGUAGUCGUAUUGAUAGGGCACUGGUAAGCGUGGAAUGGCUUGAGGAAUUUUCGGAGACUCGACUACGAGGUGUCCCAAGGGGUUUGUCUGACCACUGUCCUAUUAUAGUGGAAGAUAAGAGGAUCAGAGAUGGACCGAGACCGUUCAGAAGUCUUGACUCAUGGUUUACGCAUGAUGGUUUCCUGAGGAUGGUAAAGGAGGAAUGGAGAGGAUUAGGCGGCGUGCAAUUCACAGAUAAAUUGAAGACUCUGACAAUUCCACUGGGGAGAUGGCAUAAAGCCAAUUUUGGCCACAUGGACAAGAAAAUUCUGAAGUUUGAGGAAGAGAUUAAGAAGAUUGAUGACAUGGUGGGUGAAGGGAUUUAUGAUGGAACUGUGGAGGCAAGAAGGAGGGCGCUUAUAGCAUGCUGUGAGAAAUGGUAUGUGAAAAAAGAACUACAUUGGAAACAGAUGUCACGCUCAAGACAUGUGAGGGAUAUUGAUAAGAACACGAGGUACUUCCACAACCUAGCUUCGACAAGAAGGAGAAACAACAGGAUUGAUGCACUGGUCAUUAAUGGAAGACUGAUAUGGAAUCAAGCUUGGAUUAAGAUUGCGAUUAGGAAUUUCUACAAGGACUUGUAUCAUCAGGAGGAGGCUCCAAUGGUGGGGUUCAGAGACGGGCUGGUGGAAAUGAUCGAUGAAGAGGAUGCUUUGGCUUUGGAGAUGCAACCGACUACUGAGGAGGUUAGGGAAAAAGUAUGGGAUUGUGAAUCUACCAAGGCUUUUGGAAGUGAUGGGCACAACAUGAACUUCAUAAAGAAGUGUUGGGAUGAAAUUGUCCUGAGUUCAUGA
Messenger RNA from Arachis ipaensis, 1332 nucleotides. RefSeq lists its product as uncharacterized. Gene Ontology annotation, molecular function: catalytic activity. NCBI's taxonomy places the organism in Eukaryota, Viridiplantae, Streptophyta, Magnoliopsida, Fabales, Fabaceae. The record is from RefSeq and is a predicted model, not a curated record.